Molecule: messenger RNA, 1077 nt
Organism: Lathyrus sativus (Indian pea)
Lineage: Eukaryota; Viridiplantae; Streptophyta; Magnoliopsida; Fabales; Fabaceae
Source: the annotation of a GenBank genome assembly
AUGGGUCGCCAUUCGUGUUGCUUAAAGCAAAAAUUAAGAAAAGGUUUAUGGUCUCCCGAAGAAGAUGAGAAACUUUUCAAUCACAUAACUCGAUUCGGUGUUGGUUGCUGGAGUUCUGUUCCUAAACAAGCAGGGCUUCAAAGAUGUGGAAAAAGUUGUAGGUUGAGAUGGAUAAACUAUUUGAGGCCGGAUUUAAAGAGAGGAAUGUUCUCGCAACAAGAAGAGGAUGUUAUAAUUAGUCUUCAUGAGCUUCUCGGAAAUAGGUGGGCUCAAAUUGCAGCACAAUUACCGGGGAGAACAGAUAAUGAAAUUAAAAAUUUCUGGAAUUCGUGUUUAAAGAAGAAGCUUCUAAAGCAAGGGAUUGAUCCAACAACACAUAAGCCUCUAACAGAACCAUAUAUUAAGGAAGAGAACAAAACAACAGAAACACCAGAAACAACAACAACGCCGAUGCAAAUUCCAUCGGUUACAUCUCAAGGUUCAUCGUUUCUAUUAAGUGAUUCAAGUUACUAUGAUAACAAUGGCUUAACAGAAGCUUCUAGAGAUAUUUUCAGUAGUAAAUCAGCAUUGGAUUCUUUGUUCUGUUAUGAUUUCCAAUCUGGUUAUACCUUACCCAUGAAUAAUUACCAGAGUCAAAGCCAAUUUGGUAUUACUUCAAGCUAUGGAUUUUCUUCAAUGCCGAGUCUAACGAACUCGGAUCACGCGGUUGUGUCGGUGACGGAGUUUUCAGACAACAACUCACCUUCGAAAAUCAGUUCAUUGUUCAUGAAUGAUCAAGUGAAAGAAAGUAAUUCAAGCAAUAGCUCCAACAUGAGCACUAUUUAUCCUUCUCAGAUGAGAAACACUAUGAUUGAAAAUAAUAAUAAUAAUGCAGGAUUUUCUUGGGAUGGAGAUAACAAAAUAGACCCUUUGUUUCAUUUUCAAGUGAAUGCUAUAAAAUCUGAAGAUUUUGGAACUAGUUCAUGGGAAGAAGGACAAAUCCAAACUCACAAUUCAAUAGAUUUCAAUAGCUAUCCUUUAACAUCGCUUUCAGAAGAUUUAUCAGAAGCAAAUUUUGAUGUAUUCCAUCAUAUAUGA